Molecule: messenger RNA, 2358 nt
Organism: Sparassis crispa
Lineage: Eukaryota; Fungi; Basidiomycota; Agaricomycetes; Polyporales; Sparassidaceae
Product: Cullin-3
Exons: 13
Coding region: 1-2358 (785 amino acids)
Biological process (GO): ubiquitin-dependent protein catabolic process; protein ubiquitination
Cellular component (GO): Cul3-RING ubiquitin ligase complex
Molecular function (GO): ubiquitin protein ligase binding
Source: RefSeq, a predicted model, not a curated record
AUGGCAACCUCAGCACGAAUGAGAGGAAAACCUAGGAUUAAACCUGCAAAGAAGCAUGGGCCGGACUUCUCAAUUGAUGAGACUUGGUCAAAGUUGUCCCACAACAUAGUCGAGAUUCAGAAGCACCAUGCUGAGAAUCUGUCCUAUGAAGAGAACCAUCGUUUUGCUUACAACAUGGUUCUGUACAAGCACGGCGAAACAUUGUACAAAGGGACAUGCAAGUUGAUAGCCGAGAAUCUGGACAAGCUCGCAAAGGAGCAACUUGUACCAACCUUUCCUACUGUGACUGCGGAUGACCCUGUGCAGAAGAGCCAGGCAUGGGAGACAUUCCUAAAGGCCUUGAGGAAGGUGUGGGAUGACCAUACUUCUAGUCUUUCGAAACUGCGUGAUGUUCUCAAAUAUAUGGAUCGUGUCUAUACAAAGACUGCCAAUGUUCCCGAAAUUUGGGAUGCCGGGUUGCUUCUAUUUCUAGAGCACAUCAUCCGACCUCCAAUAGAGGACCAUAUCAUCUCCGCCGUUCUGAAUCAGAUCCAGACAGAGCGCGAUGGGUAUGUAAUCAAUCGCUCCGCAGUGAAAGGCUGUGUGGACGUGCUUCUACAGCUGUAUGACGAGCACGAAGUGGCCCCGGUAUACAACCGCCACCUCGAGCCUAGUAUUUUGAAAGAGAGUGAAUCUUUCUACAGGAAAGAGGGGGAGGAUCUCUUAGAGACCUGCGAUGCACCCGAAUAUCUCAGGAGGGUAGAGAGUCGAUUUGAUUCCGAGGAAUCACGAGCACACCAUUUCUUGUCGUCGUACACAAGCCUUCCUCUGCGACGAAUAUUGGAGAACAACCUCAUCAAGCCCCACCUUUCAGGUAUUAUUGCUAUGGCGAACUCCGGGUUGGACGUCAUGAUCGACUCGGAUAAACUCGACGAUUUAGCGCGUCUCUACCGUCUGUUCAUCAUGGUACCCGAAGGCCUCCCAUGUCUUAAGAAGGCUUUGAGAGAGACCAUCGUACGAAGAGGCAAGGACAUCAAUGCGGCUAGCUUGAGUACCGAGUUGGAAGAUCCAUCCGUUGAUGCUGAAAUCGAGGGCGCCAAAGGAAAGGGGAAGGGUAAAGCUCGUGCUACGAACACUGGCGCUCAGACACUCCAGGUUGCCUUGAAGUGGGUCCAAGAUGUCCUCGACUUGAAAGACAAGUUCGACAACAUUUGGUCACGGUCAUUCCGAAGUGAUAGGGAUCUCGAAAGUGGUACUAACGAGGCAUUUGAGUCGUUCAUCAACGUGCACGAGAAGUCUCCGGAGUUCAUAUCUUUGUUCAUUGAUGAGAACCUGAAGAAGGGUCUCAAGGGAAAAACGGACACAGAGGUUGAUAUCACUUUGGACAAGACCAUCACUGUCUUCAGAUAUCUCACAGACAAGGACGUCUUCGAGCGGUACUACAAAGGCCAUCUCGCCAAGCGUCUCCUGCUGGGACGAUCCGUCUCCGACGAUGCUGAGCGCGGCAUGCUUGCGAAGCUCAAAAUCGAAUGUGGCUACCAGUUUACGCAGAAGUUGGAAGGCAUGUUCCACGAUAUGAAGAUCUCUGCAGAUACUAUGCAAGCAUAUCAGGACCAUCUCUCAAGAACGACAGCUCCGGACAUUGACAUUUCGGUCACCGUAAUGACUUCGACCUUCUGGCCCAUGUCUUACUCGGGCGUGUCCUGUGUUUUCCCGGACCAGUUGAUCAGGUCAACGAAGUCCUUCGAACAAUUCUACUUGUCUAGGCAUUCAGGGCGAAGGCUUACCUUUCAACCGUCCUUGGGCAAUGCGGAUGUACGGGUAUCCUUCAACACCAAAAAGCACGACUUAAAUGUUUCGACCUUCGCAUUGGUUAUCCUCCUCCUGUUCGAGAACUUGGGCGAUGGUGAAUUCCUAACAUACGAGGAAAUCAAGACAGCGACGUCUAUCCCAGAUCCCGAGCUGCAGCGCAACCUCCAGUCUCUUGCCUGCGCGAAGUACAAGGUUUUGAGGAAGCACCCCCCAGGGCGUGACGUCAAUCUGGACGACUCUUUCUCCUUCAAUGCAGACUUCAACGCACCGUUACAGAAGAUCAAGAUCAGCACAGUCGCGUCGCGGGUGGAGAACUCCGACGAGAGGAAGGAGACGAAGGAUCGCAUCGAAGAAGAGCGACGGCAUCAGACAGAGGCCUGCAUUGUGCGAAUCAUGAAGGACCGCAGGCAUAUGACACACAACGACCUCGUCAACGAGGCAACACGGCAACUAUCGAGCCGCUUCCAGCCGAAUCCACUGAGCAUUAAGAAACGAAUCGAAGGUCUCAUAGAGCGUGAAUACCUUGAACGCUGCAGCGAUCACAAGUCAUAUAAUUACGUAGCAUGA